Triticum aestivum (bread wheat) is the source of this 1096-nucleotide messenger RNA. RefSeq names its product succinate dehydrogenase subunit 5, mitochondrial-like. Lineage: Eukaryota; Viridiplantae; Streptophyta; Magnoliopsida; Poales; Poaceae. Bases 88 to 777 code for a protein of 229 amino acids. Gene Ontology annotation, biological process: tricarboxylic acid cycle. Gene Ontology annotation, cellular component: respiratory chain complex II (succinate dehydrogenase). The record is from RefSeq and is a predicted model, not a curated record. The transcript has 4 exons.
CAAUCCCCCUCAAAAAACAAAAACAAAAACAAUUGUUCACGAUCGUCCCCAUCUUGCUGCAAUCUCCACCGAGUACAGACACCGGCGAUGGCCGCCGCCCUCCGCUCCUCUUCCGCUGCCGCCGUGCACCGCUUCCUCCGCAUCUCGCCGUCCACCUUGUCAACGCUCCCGUACGCCUCACGUCCUGCUGCGGUGCCGCCUUUCUCUCCCUCGAUCGCCGCCAUCUCAGGUGGCAACAAUGCUUUCUCAUGGAACUUCAGGCGCUUGCUCAGUUCAAAUGAAAAACAUAUGUCUGCAAUGUCUGACCCACAAAUUGAAUCUGCUGUUAAGGAUUUGAUGGCUGCGAGCUGGAGUGAACUUCCACAUUCUCUUGUAGAGGAAGCAAAGAAAGCAGUAUCCAAAUCCACUGAUGAUGCGGCGGGUCAAGAGGCUUUGAAAAAUGUAUUUCGUGCAGCUGAGGCAUGUGAAGAAUUUGGUGGAGUUUUAGUUACCCUAAGAAUGGCUCUUGAUGAUCUUUGUGGUCUAACAGGCGAGAACGUGGGCCCUUUGCCUGGUUAUGUUGAAGAUGCUGUUAAGUCCACAUUUAAUAGGUACAUGACAUAUCUAGAAUCCUUUGGGCCUGACGAACAUUUUCUACGAAAGAAGGUGGAAAAUGAGUUGGGUACCAAAAUGAUUCACCUUAAAAUGAGAUGCAGUGGCAUAGGAUCCGAGUGGGGAAAGAUCACCUUGAUAGGCACCUCAGGGAUCUCUGGGUCCUAUGUUGAGCUAAGGGCGUGAGGGAAGUCCCCAAAUUAGAGCUGUGCAGAACAUGGAUGGAUUGAAGCAAAGCUGCUUCAUCAGAAUGAGGUGUUGCAUAUCGUUUUCAUUUCCUUUGUAGCUAGCAUGCCAAUAACGCUGAAAUCUUGGCGCCCCAAGCUGCUGUAAUAAUAGCAAGUCCCUGGUUCAUGUUAAUUUUGUUUCACUCCUGGAUAGGAAAGGUGAUUUUUGUUUUAUGUAUUGAAUUUGUUAAAAGGUACUCCACCCAUCCCAUAAUGUAAGACCAUUUUGCAAGCUAUGUGACGGAGGGAGUAGUAUAAAAUAUAUAGUCAAGAAAGAA